Molecule: messenger RNA, 678 nt
Organism: Cyphellophora europaea CBS 101466
Lineage: Eukaryota; Fungi; Ascomycota; Eurotiomycetes; Chaetothyriales; Cyphellophoraceae
Exons: 1
Coding region: 1-678 (225 amino acids)
Source: RefSeq, a predicted model, not a curated record
AUGUCAUUGAGGGAGAAGAUCAAGAGACGAUUCACCAAGAAGUCUUCCGAUGCUUCCGAUGGCUAUCCGCCUCGCCGCAAGGACAUUGAGUACUACAAGCCUAACGAGAUACCCAAGUCCAAAUACCGAGGCAAGGUCGACAAACUCCAUCAAGCACAACUUGAAGCCUACUCACUAGAGGGCGCCUUCAAGUCUGUCCGCCGUCGUGCCUCUCAAGCCCUGUCCGGAACUUUCUCUCCAGGCGGCACCAAUGCCCGGAGUGCUGCCGCCAGUGCGGCCGCCAGUGCGGCCACCAGUCGUCGACCCAGCUUUGCCCGCGCUCGCUCGCAACUAAGCACGGCCAACAGCAUCUCCGAGGAGCGGGACGAUAGCCCAGACAGUGGAAGAACUCGAACCAAGAAUAGGUCCCAAGACUCAUCUCCGAGUCUUGUCACAGACCACACCAACUCGCCGGAGUUCGAUGAAAUUUCGCGGGCCAUCACUGCAGCUGACUCCCGAGCCGAUGUUCCAGUUCUGACGCUGGAGAAGACGGUAACAGCUGGGCUUGGACAGCCUCAAUAUGACACCCACUUCAGUCCCGAAGACCUAGAGAAGGCUAUGACUCGAGCAACGCUUCGCCCCAGGCGGGGAACCGUCGUGGUCCCCGUCAUCAUUCAGCCCGGAGGCAUUACCCCAUGA